Messenger RNA from Saccostrea cuccullata (small rock oyster), 8100 nucleotides. RefSeq lists its product as uncharacterized. The transcript is spliced from 2 exons. NCBI's taxonomy places the organism in Eukaryota, Metazoa, Mollusca, Bivalvia, Ostreida, Ostreidae. The record is from RefSeq and is a predicted model, not a curated record. Bases 480 to 4340 code for a protein of 1286 amino acids.
UUUGUCCAUUCGCAGAGUCGGACAGCUUUUAUUUAAAUUUUAAUUUAGCCGUCAAUUUGCUUCGGCAUAUUUCAUACGAAUCUCGAUGAGGCUGCAACCACAUCAGUGGCGCAAAGGAGCCAUGCUUUUUGGGGGAUAUUCUAUUUUUAACUGUCCGUUGCUUUGAGUUUCUAUAUCACUUGAAGUUUGUCUAAAUUGCUAAAUUUAGUUAUAAGUUUGCUGUUGGAUAAAUAAUAACGCACUUUAAUGUGUGAGGAGGUAGCUACAGCGCAUUAUCGUAAAAAAGAAUAAAAACAAAAGGCUUCCUUACUGACACUUUCCUUCAAAAAUAAUUUUGGGAAAAUUGAUGGAGAUGUAACUCACUAGAAGAUACCUAACAUCAUAAGUGUGCCGUCAAUGGAAGAUCUAACAACAGGACAAACCAAAUAAAGAAAAAGGGAGGAAAAUUAUCAACUUGGACCGAACUGACAGAGAUCUGAAUGUAUCUUCCAGCCACUGCCAGUCAGAUGUUAGCCAUGGACGUGUUAGCAUUUGAUAAAAUGUCCAAAUCAAAUCGACGUAAGCAGAGUAAGCCAUUACGGGUAUCAUACAGUGCCGAAAACGACCCAACAGCCGAGGGAGGCGGUCCUAUUCCAAAUCGUGGACCGGCCGAGGAGGUCGUCAAUGGUAACGGUGCAGGAGGGAAUGUUUCCGAGUCGGAAAUGGAGGAGCACCACUCACCAAUGGGAAAAGUCAAUGGAGGAAACCUACAUCUGGAUUCACAACCUAUGAAAGACUUUGAUUCUCCUGAUGGAGAAAAAGUUGUCUCAGACCCCAAGGAAAAUAACAAUGAACAUUUUCCGACAAAAUACCAUCGACUCGGUAGUGAGUUGUUUGCAGGAAAUGCGUUCCCUGAAAAUGGUAUUCCAAAAGAAGAGCGAAUUGUUGAGAGGAUGGAUGAAGAUGGAUUGCCAAAGGAACUGAACCCUGAUGAAGAGGGUCGCAAACUCGAUGGUCAAAGCCGUAUCUUUCAUCAGGAUGCAUAUUGUGAACUUUGUGAUCGUGAAUUUUGCAACAAAUACUUUCUAAAAACCCAUAAAGCAAAUAAGCAUGGGAUUUUUGAUAAUUCUUUGUCACCAUUUUCCCUUGGUGCUGCAGGAAAUGGAAUGCCUCUACCUCAGGAAAGCAAUGUACCAUCAGUUCCAAUAACCUCUCCAGUUUCUCAGUCUUUGCCCCAACCACCAAUUUCGUCCAUGUCAUCUUUCAAAGUAAUGGACUUCAUCCAGAGCCUGCCAGCAUCAGAACCUCCUAAGUCAACCAAAAUGGAUGCAAUGACACCAACUAAGGGUGACAUUUUACCCCCAGUCAGCACCCCUCUGUCAUCCAUCAGCAAUACUCAACCAACAGCUUCAUCCUCAUCCAACUCCACUUCCACACCUAAAGUCAGCAAGGAUAUGGAAGACUUUUGUGAACUUUGCCAGAAACACUUCUGUAACAAAUACUACCUCAAGAAACACAAGCAAGAUGUCCAUGGAAUUGCUCCUCCCGAUGGAUCAGGCUCUAGCAGCAAGAGAGGAAGACAGAAGGACUUGCAAGCUCAACUUGAUGCCAUCACCUCUGCAUCUGUUUCUUCCAAUUCACCUCUAAUACCUCACUCACUUCCAAACAUGACUGGAUUGCCCAACAUGCCUGGUGUCAUGGUGCUGAACCCUUUCAUGGCUCCCAUGCUUCUUCCUGCAGGAUCUCUUAUGCCAGGAUCACAGAUUCCUACACCACCCAUAAUGUCACAGCCACUCCCUACCACUUCUCACCACGAGUCCAUCACAACUACAGCAUCUCCAGGCGCUACUAGUCAGACUUCUCCCGGAGCAACUCAGAAAGACUCAAACUCCAAUAACCAGGAGGCCUACUGUGAACUCUGCUGCAAAGAGUUCUGCAAUAAAUAUUUUCUGAAGGUCCACAAAGCAAAUAAACAUGGAAUCUUCAUGGAGGACUUCCCAUUCCUCCCAGGGAUGCCAGGAAUGCCUGGAAUGCCUCCAUUCAAAUUUCCUCUGAGUGAAGGUAUGAUGUCUGCUCCUCCAGAAAAACCUUUAGCCUCCAUGGCUGCUAUGGAUGGCAGAAGUCAAAUCAAAUCAGAACCUAGUCCCAAACAUGGAACAUCCCUUGUUUCCUCAUCUAGUCCUGAAAACUCAGUAACCUACUGUGGAUUGUGCAAUCAAGAGUUUGCCAGCAAGUACACGUACCGUAUUCAUCGCAUCCAAGUCCAUGGCAUGUUGAAUGAGGGUCUUGAUGGGUCCCUCACUGAAGAAAUUAUUAGGAAUUCCUUUAGAGAAAGAGAGGAGUUCUUCAGAUAUGCAAUGAGAGAGAAGGAAGAGGCUUCCAAAAUAUCUCCUGGUUCAAAAAAUGAAAAUGAAAAGGAAGGUGAAACCAAGAUGGCUGACAAUGGAAUGACUACAAUGUUUGGAAAUAUGGUUGCAGCAAAACUUGCAGACCGUGUAACUUGUGACAUCUGCAAUAAAGACUUGUGCAAUAAGUAUUUCCUCAAAGUACACAAGUUCAAAGUACAUGGAGUGGACACUUCAGCCACUGACAACAAGUUCGAUCCUAGCCGUAUUGCCAAACAUCAGCUAACUGGAGACUUUGAACUCAUCAAAAAUGCAGUGAAGCAGGAGCCAAAAGAUAUACCUAGUCAAAGUCCAAAACAUACCUCCAAGUUAGACAAAAUAAAAGACUUCCCACAGUUCAGUCCUAAAAUGUCAUCCUUUAUGCCCAUGCCUAUGCCGAUGCCAAUGCUCUCCAGACCAGGAGAGAUGCCAAGAGACAAACCAAUGUCUCCAAGCACAAACGUUGAAAAACCAUCCAAUGAAGAGCUUGUUAAAAUGGGCAUUGACCCUGAAGCCUACUGUGAAAUCUGCAAGAAAGAGUUCUGCAGCAAAUAUUUCCUUCGAACACACAGACUGAACAUCCAUGGCAUUUCAACACCAGAUACACCUCAGUCAACUCCAGGCAAAAUCAGUCCAAUGAUGUUCCAACAGGCCAACAAUAUACCACUCAAUUUAAGCAUGAAUGGUGGCAUGAGUAGUGGCAAAAAGAAAAGUGGAUUUGAAAAACACUCUUGGAGAUGGAAGGAGCCCAUGAAUUCCUCACGAGUCAGCUGUGACAUCUGCAACAAGGAGGUCUGCAACAAGUACUUCUUGCGUACACAUAAAUUAAACAAGCACGGGAUCCUUCCAAGCGAAAAUUCGCUGUCCCCAUCUACCUCAGAUAUUGAAACCCAGAGUAAUUCAUCAUUGCCAACAGAUCUCAGUAUGCAUGAAAGAAUGCUACCAAGUCCUCACACUGUCAAACUUGAUAGCAACAUGCCUGGAAUCCACGGAAUGGAUGAGAGGAUGAUGAAGAUGGGAGACUCUCCUAUAAAGAUGAAUCCAGAAGAAGCAUAUAACAGUGAAAUCUGUCAUCUCUGUGAUCGACGCUUCAAAAACCAGAAGUGGUUGAAUGCUCACAUCUUGAAGGAUCAUGCAAGGGCUGGAGGAUUUCCACCUGAGAUGAGGGAGAGAAUGAUGCAUGCUGGGAUGGAGCUUUGCUUUGACAAGAAAACUUGCAGAAUUUGUGAGAAAUCUUUUCCUAGUGAAUUGUCAAUGCAUCUGCACAUGAUACAAGAGCACAAUGCACAAGUCAGUCUCAACACGGAAGAGAAAAGUCCACCUGUCCCUAAACGCAGAUCCAACUUAACCAAACCCAGAUUUGCUAUGAAGAGAGGGUUCUCUUUUACUGCCAAGCAAAAACUUUACAAUUGUGCUAUUUGUGACUAUAAAAGCAAGUGGUUGAAUAAUGUGUAUAUGCAUGAACUGAAAGAACAUAGAGUGCUACAUGUCAAAAAUAAAUCAGGAGUGAAGCGGAUCGUUGAUAAAGCAGCCAAAAAUCUGAAGCAGUACAGGUGUACAAAAUGUAACCUUAAAUUUGCAACACCAAUUCUGUGUCAUCUGCAUAUUCGUGAGGAGCACAUCCGAAACAAAAAUUUCCGUGUAAAUAAUAAACUACCAAACACUCGUCUGAACUGUAAAUUUUGUCCAUUCUCAACCAAGUUCUCAAAGCAACUGCGACAUCACAUGACCCGCGUUCAUUGCGAUGGCCGCUACACCUCGUAUAAAGAUCACAGCAGCUACGACCUGGAAAAGAACAUGGAUGUUCCAAGUGAUUCUCUGAGUGACUGUAGCAAUGAAAACUUCCAGCUGUUCAAAAUUCAAGACUGUUCUCUAGAAUCUGACUUCCGUUCCUCGAUGGCCGUCAAACUUCCUGUACGUCACCGCAUGACCAACCCUGUCACAGUAACCUUUCAUCUGGCUCCUAUGGAACAGUAAGAAAUUGUUGUAGAUAUAUGUGUUCAUGUGACCUGUCAUUGGUUAUGUCCCUUUGUCAAAGGAAUUUUUUUUUCCUGAUUAGUUUGAAAAUAAGACAGAUAAGAUAUAAAGCAUUUUUUUAGCCGCUUGACCAUUUUUACGUGGUUAUGGACUAAUUUCCAUGCUAAGAAAUAACUCAAAUUUUGAUGAUACUUGUGAAAGGGGUUCGAUGGGUUUUUCUUGUUUUGUUUUGGGAUUUUUUUUUUUUUUUUACAAUUUAGCCUGUAUACUGGUUAAAAAUGAUGUGCAAUCUAAGUUUCUUUUUGUUGUAAUAUUACUCGCAUUUAAUUUAUUUUGUUAUUGUUAUGUUGUUGAUUAAAAAGGUAAAACUCUUUUACCAUAUUGCAAUCACCCCCUUUGCAUAAGGGUUUUACCCUUAGUUCAGAAAAGUCAGUUUUAGUAUAGUUUAAAGUAUCUACUUUCAUUAAUUGUGGCAGCACGGUGGGAUGAAGUUUUUAUGUAAGUUUUCCCCUAUAAAGAGAUUUUUUUUGUUGGAGUUUCAGUAUUAUUGCAAUGUUAAAUCAAACUUUUGUUUUCAGUUAAUAUGCACUUAAGUAUUAUAGUAUAAAUCCUUUUUUUUUUUUUAUUAAUUUGUAGUCCUAGUGCAAAUUAUGUAAUCUACACUGUAAUAUACAUAAGUAUAUAUGUAUACCCAAUCAUGAUAUUGUAUAAUUAUCAUGAUAAUAUUGUCCAUUCCUAAAAAAAAUCACUGCAAUGCCGCUAAAUGCCCAGUACUUAGCCUUGUAAGAAAUUUGUAUUUGAUGUACAUAUAUAUUAACCUAAUCGAAAAAACCUAUAAUUCUAACCAGUGUACAGAUUUUUUGUAUGUCUUAAGUGUAAAUUGAAUGAAAAUCAGGGAACAUUUUUCAGCAAAAUCUUGAGUAAUGAUCCAUGUACGUAUGUGUUCUUGUGAAGUUUUUUUUUAAAUGACAUAUUAUUUAUUAGAUCAUGUAUACACUUGAUGUUUUUUAUAAAGACAUGUUUUUGUGUGUGAUUAUGUAAACACAGUAUUCACAAUUAUAAAAAUAUGUACCACACAGGCUGUGGUAAAGCAUUGUUGAAAAUGUGACAUUUUUUUUAAUAGGGGGCAUUACAUGAAAUGUGCAAUUUGUGUGUGCAAGUUUUUUGUACACAGCUUAUUGUGUACUUUUAUUACUUCAUAAAUGAGUGACACAGUUCUUCAAUCAAAAACCCAAAUAAAAACCCAUGUUACAUGCAUACUACAUGUUAGCAAUAUAGGUGGUCAGGUACAAAAACUAUACUGAACAUGUAAAAUAAAUAUUAAUGACAUUUUGUUUGGGGACCUUUUUUUUUGCAAGUCUUGCCAAGAUCUUAAUAGGAUGAUAUGAUAUUUUCAACACAAGUAGCUUCCAUGACCACUUGUAAAUAUUGUUUUAUUUACAAAAGUGCAUUGCCAAAAAAAUUAACACAUGUUGAAGUUUUUUUUACGGAUCCAAACAAUUGUUACAAAUGAUUAUAAAGUGUUUCCAAUUACAUUUUUAUUUUAAUUAAAAGUUAGGAGAAACAAAGUUAGAUACAAUCAAAGCUGUUUUUGUCCCCAAUGCAAAUCAUGAGAAAUAUAAAUGCAUUUAUUUGAUGUGUAUGGUGUUUGUAAAUUUUUUUCAUGUAAUCUAUGUUUGACUUGUGUGGUGUUUUUUGAUUGGUUGAUCCCGUAAUUUGUGUGGAGUUUCUGGAUUGGUUGAUCCCGUUUUUUUCCUCUCAUUCCUAGCGUAUUUCCAGGAUUUGGAGCAUCGGUGUAUAUUUCAUGCCCAUUUCCACUUAGCUUUGUGGUUGAAGUGAAAUUAUAUAUAUUUUUGAUAUGCCAUAUCGUGUGGCUCUUGUUUUUAUCAGCUAAUCUUAUAUAAUCUUGUUUGAUUUUUUUUUACAUAGGAGAGUUAUCUAGUAGCUGUUUAUGAAUUUGAUUUUGUAUAUUUAUUGUUGAAACCAUGGUUCCACAAAUCAUUCAUUUAUACACAUAUUUCUUAAAGUUUAAUUAGGUCUUAGAACUCCAACUAAUUAACAUGAAUUCAACGUACAGAUUCAAUGUAUCUUUUUGCUCCGUGAUGCCUGCAAUCAAUUCUACGAUAGGGAAUUGUCAAUUAAAAGCUACAAAAAUGGCCACUUUGAUUCAUGUUCUUGGAAGCUUUUUUUAAUUUAUAUAUUCAAAUCAAAUGAGUUUUCCUGAUAUUUUUUUGCAUACAAAACAGCCCAGACUCUUAUAUAAGAUAUUUAAAAUGAUUGAUCUUCAAAUUUGGUUUGAUAUUUUUUUCAUAAAUCAAAAGUUCAUUGAAAUAGUUUGAAUAUUUGAAUAAGUUUUGACUUAAUGUGAAAUUACAUCAAUUAAAAUACGAUUUAUUUCCAUCACAAUUCUUUUUGGGCUUUGAAAUUUGUCAAUGAAAAAAGUCAUUGUUUUCCAAUGUUAAUUUGAAUCUAGUCAGUCAUUUUCAAAAUGGUACUUAAUUAAACUGCAAAGAUGAGUCAUCAUUUUUGAAAAGCAUUAAUCCUUCUUUCCAAUUUCAACAACAACAAAUUGACACUGUUUUUUUAAUAAGAAAGGAAUUUUAUUGUUCUGUUAAGAAAAAUAUGCCUUCAUCUGUUGGUUGAUUUUAAAGGUUCACCGAUUACUGUUCAAUGGCUUGAUAAAUCAACAAGUUUUUUACUUGGUUCUUAUACAUAUUUUCGACAUUUUUCAACUUUUAUGUCAAUGAACAGCUGUUUUAACAACAUCUGAUUUUCCUCCUCUUUCAAAUGAUUCAUAUUCAUCUACAUUAAUAAUUUGUAACAUUUUUCACAGGAAGGUUGCCAAAAAUCUUUAAAACAAAAAUAAACCUUACAGCAUCUAAAGAAACAUUGUUUCUGUAUAACUGUAAUUUAUACUUUUGUUAAUCUUUGUAUUUAUUCUAAAGAGCAAACUCCUUCUUGAUACAUUGCCCCACGUUUAGUAUUUAUAUUAUGGAGCUAGUCAGUUUUUUUGUCGCAUUCCUUUGGUACAAGGGUGGACCCCCCCAAUGGAACUACCUCGCACCACACCAGUUUUCCCACCAUAGAAGGAAAAUUGUAAACCGUGAAAAAUAAACUAGUCAUAAUUUAUAUUUAGUAGUGGCAUAAGCUGAGUGUAUUUCAAUGUACAUAAAUUAUACAUGUAUAUGGUAAUUAUUUAGCAUAUGUGUUAGUGUAAUUUUUUUUUUUGAAAAAUAAUAUAAUACGGGUUAACCCUUGUCCAAAUGUGAUUAGGGUUUUUUCUUAACGCAGAGUCAAGGUUAUAGAAUUUUGUAAUUAUUUGUAAUUAGUCAGUUCAGAUAUGCCUAAAUACACUGUAAAUUUGUCAAUGUAUUUCUGCAGUAACUUUAAACUUUUGUUCACUUAAUUCCUAAUUGUGCAAUUAAAACAGCCCUCUUGCCACUAGUUUCAAUUUUAUUUUCACAUUAUGAAUUAGUUGAUACUAGUUGGGGGGUCAAAACCCCAAGUGGUUGACAAUAUAUAUAUUAAAUAGGAUUAUUUUUUUUUUUUUAAGUACAGAAAUGUUUUGUUGUGUUUUGUCCAUUUUAUUUAUUUAUAUUUCCCUGUUCAGGGGAGUAUGUUGACAUUCAUUUUGUUGCCAGUUACCAUGGGUUUCUUGUCAAUACUGUUUGGUUAAUAUCUCUGUAUAGUGGAGUGAUUUUUUUUUCACCAACACACUGUCCCAUGAUGGUGUUUUGUAUGCAAUAAAUUUGAAAUGUUA